Mytilus californianus (California mussel) is the source of this 1878-nucleotide messenger RNA. Its product is annotated as A disintegrin and metalloproteinase with thrombospondin motifs 18-like. The record is from RefSeq and is a predicted model, not a curated record. Gene Ontology annotation, molecular function: metalloendopeptidase activity. Gene Ontology annotation, biological process: extracellular matrix organization; proteolysis. Lineage: Eukaryota; Metazoa; Mollusca; Bivalvia; Mytilida; Mytilidae. The transcript has 18 exons. The coding region runs from base 153 to 1793 and encodes 546 amino acids. Gene Ontology annotation, cellular component: extracellular matrix.
CUUUGAGGAAUUAAAAAGAUUAAAACAGUAUAUUUAUUCCCGUCAGAUUACAAAAGAGAAGUUCUGUACCAAACAUUUUGCAAACCUGGAUUGUAGCAGAUCCAAGUAUCCAAAGAUUUCAUGGAAGUGUUGUGGAGACCAGGUCUUACAUUAUGAAUAUAAUGAAGAUUGUGCAUAAUUUAUUCAAAGACAGUACCCUAAGCACUCCUCUGAACAUAGUUGUCAACAAAGUAGAAUUUUUGGACAGAUCAUUGGCAGAACCAAAGACACCAGAUUGUGUAUCAUCACUUUGUAGUUUCUGUAGAUGGGCUUCUCGAAGAAAUCAUAGAAAUGAUAAUCACCAGGGAAAUUCUGAUGUUGCAAUUUAUAUAACAAAGGAUAAUGAAACCCUUGCUAAUUUAGCUGUAACCCAUCAAGGAAGAAUGUGCAAUCCUGACCACAGUUGUUUGGUGGCCAUAGAUUCUGGACUUGUCAGUACAGCAAUCACCAUGACUCAUGACUUAGGACAUUUGUUAGGCAUGAUUCAUGAUGAAAAUACUCCCUGUGGAAUCAGUAGAAAUAUUAUGAGUACGCAGGGUUAUACAGGAAGCAUGGGAUUGCACUGGUCAACAUGUAGUUCCAGAGCAUUAGAUAGAUUCCUAAAAAGUAGCAGUUCAUCAUGUUUAAAUGAUUUCCCAUUACAAAUAAUGCCAGGACGUCAAAAGAUUUAUGAUAAAGAUCAGCAGUGUAGAUUUGCCCAUCAUGAUACAUCUUGUGGCUUCAGCUUGCCCAAUAAGGAUCCAUGUGAAAGUCUGGCAUGCCAGGUUCCAGAUAAUGAGCAUAAAUGUAUAACAGGAGCACCAAUGGCGGAUAAAACUGACUGUUUCAAAGAUGGUCAACUCAGGUGGUGUAUGAAAGGAAAAUGUAUUCCAUAUACAGGUCAUUGUAAUACACCAAGCCAUUGGUCAGCCUGGGGAGCAUGGUCAGAUUGUAGCAGACCAUGUGGUGGUGGUAUUACCCAUCGAAGAAGAACUUGUCAAAAUAAGCAGGCUGUUUGUGCACAUGAUUGUAUCGGAGAAAAAGAGGAUGUCAGACUCUGUAACAUGAAGAUAUGUAAACAGAAUCUAAAUGACCUCAAAACAAAGUGGUGUGAAUCUCACAAUACAGAAACUGGAAACUAUGAAUGCUAUUGCAGAGUAACACAAGAAGGGACAUGGGUAGCUUAUCCUGAUGGUUUCGACUUGUAUCCAAAACUUUCUUCACAUAAUAUUAGUAAAUGCUUCAAAGGAAAACUUCAGUCCUUUGGUUGUGAUGGGAAGAUGGGAUCUGGAUUGAAGUUUGAUCAAUGUGGUACGUGUCAUGGUGACGGCAGCAUGUGUCAAGAACAUCAUGGUCAAUACACAAAAUACCAAACAUUAAAAGACACACCUUUUUUAAUCCACACAGUACCAGCAGGAUCUACAGGAAUAAUUGCCUCAAACCAUAAUACAGACUGGACACAAAUUGAAGCAGAAUAUGAAGAAAAGGGAGGAACUUUGAGGUUUGGAGAUGUACUUAAAGAUUUUCCUGAGCCAUCUCUGUGGAAUAUAAGUUUAUAUAUUACGUAUUUUGAAUCUGUAGCGGCUAAUGUUAGCUACAGAUAUGAUACAUCACUGCAUCAUACCAGCAAAUACCAGUGGUCAUCCAAAUGCACAUCAACAGCAGACAGAGUAAUCAGUUGCAUGGACACAAAACUAAAUGCUCUAGUAGAAGACAAACACUGUUAUUUGUUCACUAAACCAGAUCAAAAACCAUGUCAAGGGAGUGACAGAUGAGUGGACAGAUAAUAAUUAACAUUGUAAAACCAUGACUGCUGUUAUACAUGUUAUAAGAGUAAUUUUUCCUUAAUGGACAUUCAGC